UCGUUCUUUUGAACAAAUCGUUCACUGACGAGCCAACGCUAUAGCGCAGUACUCCUCUUUCCUCCUCCACCUCCACCACCGCAUCAACUUCAUCUUCUGCGGGAAGGACACACACGCGGGACCAUGACUUUCCUGUCAAUAUUAGCAGUGUUGGCUCUUGUGGUUACCACUGAAGCAAGUGUUGGCCCGAGCACCAAUGACAGCUUUUGCACCGAGUCAAAGGAAUGUCUGGAGUUUGAGCUGGUCUGCAAAACAGAUGAAUAUGAAGUGCGACACUACAGCCCCACUCGCUGGGUGUCCACAGACGCCGAGGCCUACUUCAUGGGUGUGGGUGCUGCCAUGGCCUUCAGGAGACUUUUUCAGUACAUCACCGGUGCCAAUGAAGCAGGUGUACAGAUGGAGAUGACGGCGCCCGUGCUGGUUAAAAUCCCGGGGGAAACCAAAAUGUGGGAGCCGGCUGUCUACACGCUCAACUUCCCGCUGCCGCAAGCCUAUCAAGACAAGCCGCCCGCACCGACCAAUGACAAGUUGUAUUUCACCGAGAUGCCCGAGAUGGACGUCUAUGUGCGUAGCUACGGAGGUUGGAUGUUGUCGGUGACGUCCAGGCUUCAUGCGCACCUGCUGACGAAAGAGUUGGAGAGAGUGCGGGCGUCUUACAAUCAUACCUACCACUAUGGUGUCGGCUACGACAGUCCCUUAAAGCUUCUCAACAGGCACAACGAGGUGUGGUACGUAUCCAAGGGGUCGCCAGUGUGCUCAGAUCCAGAAGAGCCCACCCCUGCUCACACCCCCAGGACGUCACCGAGCCCUCCUGCCGAACUCCCAUUGGAUCGCCUUGCAGACUCCCCCUCCCUCACCACCGCCAACCUGAACUCAUCCAACACCUCAGACACGCCUACUGACACACCUUUGGACACACCCCCACGCCCCUCUUCUUCCCGCCUCUUGAUCAACCUAAGCCCCGCCCCUACCUUGGCUAAGGUCCUGACAGACGUGUUGCCCAACGCCACUGGGUUCGCCUCCGUGGCCAUCUCACUGGAACCCAAGGGGGACACCAACCUGGCAAACGGCACGCUGCCAGUUUUGGCCAACCCCCAACAAGAUGGCGUCUAAGUGGAAACGUGUUGUUGUCAACACUACUACAUCCACUAUGUUAACUCCUUGUGCUUCACUAGUCACUCACGUAUGCAUCAAAAAAUGACAGCAAUUAGCUGCUGAGUUGGGUAGAAGGUAACGCUAAAAAUAGGAAUCGGCGUUGUAUAAGUCGCUGUUUGGUUUCUGAAAAGAAAUGUAGUUUGCACUUAAAAUUAAAACAGCUGUUUGUCGAUUCACCUAGUCACAGAUUUUGUUUGAGGGCCUGUCCUCUACUCUAACUUAAAAGUAAUGCUUUUGAUGCCAUUCUUUUGACAGCUUGAUGCAAAGGAAGUAUUGUAAGUUGACAGACAGUGUUGUAUCUGAACAUGUUCAAUGAACAAAAGUUGCUUCGUCAA
Messenger RNA from Syngnathus acus (greater pipefish), 1490 nucleotides. It is a transcript of the gene soul5l, whose product is annotated as heme-binding protein soul5, like. Gene Ontology annotation, cellular component: cytoplasm. Lineage: Eukaryota; Metazoa; Chordata; Actinopteri; Syngnathiformes; Syngnathidae. The coding region runs from base 124 to 1113 and encodes 329 amino acids. The transcript has 7 exons. The record is from RefSeq and is a predicted model, not a curated record.